Fusarium coffeatum is the source of this 780-nucleotide messenger RNA. RefSeq lists its product as uncharacterized. Bases 1 to 780 code for a protein of 259 amino acids. The transcript has 3 exons. NCBI's taxonomy places the organism in Eukaryota, Fungi, Ascomycota, Sordariomycetes, Hypocreales, Nectriaceae. The record is from RefSeq and is a predicted model, not a curated record.
AUGGCUCAUAAUACUGCAUGCAGUUCGGUCGCAAUCGGUCGUCCUGAUCGACAAGAAGAUUUCAGACAUGAACUUCCAACUGUGAGCAUUGCUGGCGAGUAUUACUUCUUCAGUGGCCCUAUCAGGAGCUAUGGAUAUGUCCACGAGAUGGCCUCAAAGGCUGCCAACAUGGAUUUUUACCAUGAGUAUGGUGGGAAAAGCUCCGAGUACAUCAUCCUCGGUCCUAACAAACGCUUUUUUCGAUGUACUCGCAGUUGGACCGGACGAAUUGCCGCCCGAAACAGUAGCGACUUUGAAGACUACGAAGAAGUCUGCGAUCUCUUCACCGAACAUGAUGUUGAGCGCCCGCCCUUUCUGUACUUCGGUCCUAACAAGACCUUCUACACUCGCGUCGAAGAUGGCACCGAGAAAUGGAAUUUGUCUCCCGAGGUCAUCCGCAAUGGCCUUCAGAUCACUUCUCACGCAACCAGAUCUGCCGUCGAGAGCCUCUGGCUUGGUGUUGGUAACUCUUGGGUUGCGCAGUACCGAGACAGCCGCUUUAGAUUUGACCUCAAAGGGCAGUAUCCGAGUCUACAGGACACCCUACGCAAGAAGCAGGAUGAAGAGGUCUGUAUCGCUGCACUGGCUUUGAACGUCGCGGACGGGAACUCUUAUGCUUGUGUCUUCAACGACGGCACUAUGGUGUAUGAGAAUGGACCAGCUGCGUUUGAUGGCAAGGAGUUCGAGCGCUGGUGUGAACAGAACUUCAAUUUCACUCAGAGGGUGUAUUACUUGCCAUGA